AUGCAACGAAAGCAAUGGUUCAUUAUUGCAGGGGCGUUAUUCAUAACGUCUCAAUUAUAUCUAUACUUUUUUUAUCGACAUUUUGAACAUUUUCCUCAAAUCUCAACAAUAUCCAACCUGACAUCAUUAAUGGUACCAUUCGAGCAUUUAGAGCGUAAUGCAACUUUUUCUUGUUCGGAAUUAACACUUCAAAGCCGUUAUAAAUUAGAAUUUCAACAACUUGAGCAUUACGAUUUAAAUCAAUCAUAUAAACAGCCAUCCAUGAGUAUACGUUCAAAGCAACAGAAUCAGACUGAUCUACCACAACUACCUUAUUUCUAUUCUCUAUGGAAAACAGCAUCGAUCCUCCCACGCUUAAUAACACCCUGUGAACACCAGGUAUAUAUCAAUCUCUUGAAGACAUUUGAUCAAAUAUGCCGACAAGGUGGCGUAGAAUAUAUGAUUAGUUAUGGUACCUUACUAGGAUCGUACAGAAAUCAUGAUAUAUUACCCUACGAUGAUGAUGUCGAUGUAUUGAUACAUGUAAAAUAUUACUCGCUUUUAGCAAAAAUAAACAAGUUAAAUAACAAAACAGAUUGGGAAUUUUAUCGCAAUACACCUACGAAUAUGAAGUUUUAUUUUCUGGAAUCUCCGUCAGCUGGAGUUUAUAAAUGGAAAUGGCCAUUUAUUGGUAUGGACUUUUAUACAGAUAAUGCUACACAUAUUCGAUCUUAUAUGCAUAUCAGAAAAGAUAUAAUAUUUCCCUUGGUCUUACGUCCAAUAGCUGGUCUUUGGGUACCUGGUCCGCGUAACAUUUACAAAUUUUUCCAAGUGAUGUCCAGCCGUUACUACUCCAGUUUCUCGAUUGAUGAAAAGUGUUACACACAAGCUUAUUCACAUCGAGAGGAAAGACGAAAACACCAACAGAAAACUGUAUUUUGUGAGCAGCUACGUAAUAUUUAUCCUUAUAUUCGGCGUACAUGUGAUAGUGAUUAUUGUCAGGAGCACUUAAUGUUGAAUAAUGUUACGACCUUAUAUGUUUUAAAAAUGAUUAGAGAUAAAUAA
This is a messenger RNA of Rotaria socialis, 1044 nucleotides long. The record is from the annotation of a GenBank genome assembly. NCBI's taxonomy places the organism in Eukaryota, Metazoa, Rotifera, Eurotatoria, Philodinida, Philodinidae.